Molecule: messenger RNA, 3732 nt
Organism: Pelobates fuscus (common spadefoot toad)
Lineage: Eukaryota; Metazoa; Chordata; Amphibia; Anura; Pelobatidae
Gene: KMT5A
Product: lysine methyltransferase 5A
Exons: 8
Coding region: 135-1154 (339 amino acids)
Biological process (GO): regulation of DNA damage response, signal transduction by p53 class mediator; regulation of transcription by RNA polymerase II
Cellular component (GO): polytene chromosome; nucleus
Molecular function (GO): histone H4K20 methyltransferase activity; transcription regulator activity; protein binding
Source: RefSeq, a predicted model, not a curated record
GCAGCAUGUGUUUUUUAAACCCGGAGUGAGGGAGCUGGGCAUUUGUCCUCUCAGUUUAAAUAGUGUUUGGUCGCUGACUCGAUUUAACGGACUUGCCUUCUCGGAGAAUUUACUAAAUCCGACCGGAAGGCAUCAUGGGAAGAGGCAAGAAAAUGUCCAAACCCAGCGACGGAAGAAGCGGGGAGGCACCGGAAACCUGUCGGACCGGGGGCACCAAUGAGAACCAUCCGAAAAUGAACGGGGAUCUGUUGCUCAUAGGGCAAUCAAAAAUCUACUCUUAUAUGAGCCCUACUAAAACAUCCAGCCUUCGCCCACCGCUUCAAGAAGAAAACUCCUUUAUAAACUAUGAGGGCAAAUGUCCAGGAAAAACACAGUCAGAGGCCCACAAGAAAGCAGAAGUUGAUAAAAGGAAAAUUGUUACAAUAACAGAACCGGUGGUGAAGUCAAGGGAACCUAAGGAUACCGACUGUAAUACUUUGGAAACGUUUUCUGUACCAAAACAAGAUCUCCCUGGACCAGACACUCCUGAAAAAUUGGUUAGGCCACCUGCUGAUCAAAAGCCCGAACCGCAGAAGAAAGUCAAAGCAAAACCUAGCAGGAGGAAAGUUCCAGCUAAGAAUUCUCCCAACAGAAAGGUCACUGAUUAUUUUCCGAUCCGGAGGAGCUGCAGGAAAAGUAAAAGUGAACUAGAGAUUGAAGAAAAGAAGAGAAUAGAUGAAUUAAUCCGAACCGGGAAAGAAGACGGGUUGAAGAUUGACUUCAUUAGUGGGAAGGGAAGAGGCGUGAUUGCAGCACGUGACUUUCAGCGUGGAGAGUACGUGGUAGAGUACCACGGGGACCUUAUAGAGAUAACCGAUGCUAAAAAACGAGAAGCUGUUUACGCUCAGGACUCCUCUACUGGCUGCUAUAUGUACUAUUUUCAGUAUCUGAAUAAAACCUACUGUGUUGAUGCCACAAAAGAAAGUAGCCGUUUAGGAAGGCUAGUAAACCACAGCAAGACCGGAAACUGUCACACAAAAUUACACAACAUCAAAGAUGUACCACAUCUCAUAUUGAUUGCAUCACGGGACAUCACAGCUGGAGAAGAAUUACUGUACGAUUAUGGCGACCGGAGCAAAUCUUCCAUUGAAGCACAUCCAUGGCUUAAACACUGACCUUGAGAUAGACUGUCUAUUUUAGCUUUGCUUUGUGAAUGGCUACUGUGUGGUUUUUAAAUCCCCUUUUACAUUAGCAUAUGACUAGUAUGGAUUUAAAUGCAGGCUGUCUUAGAUUGCCAAAACUUUUUAUAUUGUGGGAUAUAUUCCCCCCCCCCCCCCCCCCUCUUUUCCUGCAUAGAGCAAAGUCAGUGCUUCCAAAGCAUGCAAUGAAAUUAUAUGCAGAUUUUCUUAAAUGUGUGUCCAAAAGAACAAUAUUCCUUUUAUCACUGUCCCAAAUUACAGGGAUUUUUCCUUUUUAGAGUGUUUGCAUUUCCCCUAUAUUUCUUCAUUUUUUUUUAACUUUUUUUUGCUUCCUUUUUUUAGAAGCACAAGUUAUAAAGAAUUACAAUUGGAGUAAAAUGGAAAGUACUUUUAGGAUACAUGACAUUUUUAUCCUUUAUGUUGAAGAAUGCGGGCUUGUCUGGGUGCUGAUAUGCUUCACUUUUCCUGAAGUGAGAGACCCAUCCUUGCUCACUAAUCUGGGACUUGUGAUUUUAGUAGGGAAUAAUCCCAUUUAAGUCCAAAUAGUCAAGGUGGCAAACGUUUUUACGGUUGAGCUAUUUUGACCUAAGUUGCAAUUCCCUUGUGAAUUCCUGCCAUAAUAAUUGGCUCUGCUUGAUUCUACAUGCAGUUGAAAGGGAACAGAUUUUUAAAAUGAUGAUCUCUUAUUGCAACAACAGUGACGAUAAGCUGUGGGUGUUCAGUGCACCAUUCUGUGUGUUGUAUAUCCCCAGACUUUUACAGUAGACAGACAAAAAAGGGGUUUAUUCACUGCAUUUACAAAUGUAGUGAAUUGAAAUCCGAAUUUCAAAAUUUAGGAUUAAAUGGUCGAGCUGCAGUAUAACUGAAUUAGAUAAUAUUUUCAGAUCACCUAUCUUUGACUAUUUUUUUUCAUUUAGAUUUUAAUUCAUUAAAGUUUACAGAAUAAACCUCAGUGUAAAAUUUGAUGGAUCUAAAUAUAUCAGUUUUUCAGGCUGCAAAGUAUACAUUUUUGCUUCCAUUUAAGCAGCUAAAGUUGUCUCUAUUUUUGUGCCUCUUUAAAUUAGACAGAUUGCAAAUCUAGAAAUCCCCCACCAUAUCGUGUUCAUAAUGGUGUUUACAAAAUGUAUCUGGCAAUAAUAGGUAAACCAAGUAGAAUACUGAAUAACUAAUCAUUUUGCAGCUUUGAUAUUGUUGUAGGCAGAAUUAGUAUGCUAUACUCCAAUUCCGAGCAGUGUUUCAGUCUUGGUCAUUUAUUCAUAGUACUUCCAGCUCCUGCUUGUCAAUGGGAGAUUUUCUAUACUUCUAAGUUUUAUCAUACUAUUUUCUUCAUGUUAAGGGUAGCUAAACUGUGACUGUCCAGCUGAUGGCAAGCAGGUCCCAUUAAUCCCCCUGUGGUUGAAUGAUAGGAGUUCUAGCAACUGUAAACUUUGCAGGAAUUCUACCCAAAAGAGAAUAAAAAGCAUUGUAUUUGGUCAGGUUAUGAUUUCACUUUUGAAAGGGACCAGCAUCUGCCAAGCUGCUACUUCUUGUGAAGGUGUAAGCUUGAAGCAGAUGCUAUAAUCCAUUUCUAGGCGCCUCUUUAAAUUUUAGUUUUCUCUGGUAUGGUAAACUCGCUAGUUAAUUGUACACUUCAGUCAGCAUAAUUAUUACAGCUCAUGGUUCUAGUGCCAGGAGUGCUCUGAUGCUGUCCUAUAGUAAUAAGUCAAAACUUUUUAGUACAGUUUAACUACUAUCCUGGGUCCGGAGAGGCGCCUGUGCUGCAUCCUGUCUGCUCCUGCAGGAGAAGCCAUAUUGCUCUAUAGAGUGAACCGAUGCAGGAGAGUGCUCAGCUGUUGAUGAUUGUAGUCAUGCUUUGCCAAAUGCGGUGACACACAGCUUCUCCUACUGCAAAAGAGAGCAGAUUGGAUUACUCUGUGGGACUCAUGUAAUUUGUCAAACCGUGCUAAAACAGCUUGACUUCUAGUAUCGGGUCCCUCCUGGAGGCUGUAGUAAUUAUGGUGCUUAAAGUGUUCCUUUACGGGUGCUAAGAAGUCCUCCAUACGAGUGCAGGUAACCUGGAAUCCCAGUAAUUAUGGUUGAUCCACCUGUCGGCAUGGAAUACUCGGGUGUAGGUCACUAUGAAUUUGAUGUCCCCACUAAACUUCCUCAUGUUUAUGCCAUUAGGAUUAUGGAAGCUGAGCUGUCACUGGAUAUGUUGGGGGGACUCAAUACAAACAUAAUCAGGCAGGGUUAUUCACUAUACCACAAUGUGUUGUAAAAUGACCAGGAACAUUAAACAAAAAUAGUUGCGAUUUUUUAAAUAUUUUUUCCAAUUUGAAUUAUCUGGUCUAUUGCUGACCUCUCCCAGUUGGUGAAUAACCCGGGAUGUGUGGGUGUUUAGAAUGUCAUACCUACUAUUACUGUAACCAACUGUUGUUCUAGAUGGAAUUUUAAUGCAAUGAGUGUAGAAUAUCACGUAAAACUUAAAAAAAAAAAAAAAAAAAAAAAAAAGAAAAUACAUUUUUAUAUUAAAGAAAUGAGGACUCCAUGGAAUAAAAUAUUUAUUGCUAAUAAA